GAAGCCAUGUUUCCCUGACAACAUGACGACAGAUCUGAGUCUGACCUCCCUCCUGAACGUGUCUGAUCUCCACAACGUGACGCGGGGAGGAUGUUCCUUGACCAGAACAGGCUUCCAGUUCUACUAUCUACCUACCGUGUACAUCCUGGUGUUCGUCACCGGCCUGGUGGGGAACAGUCUGGCCAUCUGGAUGUUUGUCUGCCACAUGAGACCCUGGAGCAGCAUCUCCGUGUACAUGUUUAACCUGGCCCUGGCCGACUUCUGCUACGUCCUCUCCUUGCCCUUCCUCAUCUUCUACUACUUUAAUAAGACCGACUGGAUAUUCGGGGACGUUCUCUGCCGACUGCAGAGGUUUAUAUUCCACGUCAAUCUGUACGGCAGCAUCCUGUUCCUGACCUGUAUCAGUGUCCACAGGUACACAGGAGUGGUCCACCCGCUCAAGUCUCUGGGAAGGCUCAAGAAGAAGAACGCCGUGCUCACCAGCACCCUGGUCUGGGUCGUGGUCAUAGCGAGUAUCUCUCCCAUCCUCUACUACUCUAGGACGGGGCAGAAACGGAACGCCACCACGUGCUACGACACGACCACGGAGGAUGAGCUGCCGGGUUACUUCAUCUACAGCAUGUGUUUGACCGUGUUCGGCUUCUGUAUCCCCUUCCUUCUCAUCCUGGGUUGCUAUGGGAUGAUCGUCAAGGCGCUGAUCUGUAACGACAUGAACAACGGCCCGUUACGGCGUAAGUCCAUCCACCUGGUGAUUAUCGUGCUGGCCGUGUUCGCUGUGUCCUACCUGCCCUUUCACGUGAUGAAGAACCUGAACAUGCGAGCCCGGCUGUACUUCCAGGUCCCGGACAUGUGUGCCUUCAAUAACUGCGUGUACGCCACUUACCAGGUGACGCGGGGGCUGGCCAGCCUCAACAGCUGUGUGGACCCGGUCCUCUACUUCCUGGCUGGGGACACGUUCAGGAGGAAGUUGUCCAGAGCUACUAAAAAACAAUCCAAGAAGGGGAAGCUCCCACUGCAGACCAAGAGUGAAGAGACGGCGCUCAACAGCCUGCCGGAGUAUGUCAAGAACGGGGAUGGGCAGCUUGAGAGAGGGUCAAAGUCCGGGUGGUCUCUCUGAACCUCUAUAGCAUGUCAAGAACGGGGAUGGGCAGCUUGAGAAGAGGGUCAAAGUCCGGGUGGUCUCUCUGAACCUCUAUAGCAUGUCAAGAACGGGGAUGGGCAGCUUGAGAAGAGGGUCAAAGUCCGGGUGGUCUCUCUGAACCUCUAUAGCAUGUCAAGAACGGGGAUGGGCAGCUUGAGAAGAGGGUCAAAGUCCGGGUGGUCUCUCUGAACCUCUAUAGGGAUUAUUUUGCUGUGAAUUGGUGCUGUGGACCUUGCAGACUGUGUGUGCACUGUGGAUAGAAUGAUCUGGGUGGGAAUCGGACAAAGCUGAUGGCAAUGGGGUGGUGUCUCUGUAAUGUCAUCACUACUGUAGGUAGGUACUGUAUAUUCUGAAGGUCAACUAGAUGCUCAUCCAUCCAUAACCAAACGGAAGGAGGAGGUAUAAUAGGUUGAGCUCCUGCAAACAAUGGUCUCUUGUUCCUCUAUCCAACCAACGCUGAUGUUUUGUAAUGGAGAGAGGGCUGUGCUAGCCACCCAGUGGAUGCAUCUGUAGCUCAGUUGGUAGAGCAUGGCCCUUGUAACGCCAGGGUAGUGGGUUUGAUCCCCGGGACCACCCAUACGUAGAAUGUAUGCACACAUGACUGUAAGUCGCUUUGGAUAAAAGCGUCUGCUACUGAGAUCCAUUACCUAGAGUUUGGACCUCAUGACUGCUCUGUGGAGGUUAACAUACAGCGACUAUAAUGCACUCUGCAUGUUUUAAUUCUCAGAGACAUCUACAAAUUAAAUUAACCCCAAAGCUGACUGCUAUUUCCUUCUCACUUGUUCUCUCUCCUCAUGUUUUGCCUCUGGAUCCAAAUUGAAAAGUUUUUUUUUUUUUUUUCAGUUGUGAUCCAAAUAUUUGCAUCGCUAAAAAUAAUUUCCAAAAUACAAUCUGGAAAACUAUUUUUAAUGCUAUAUUGAUUGUGUAAAAUGUAGCAAUUACUGUCUAUGACAAGGGAAACAACGUUCCCGCCUCGUUCAUUGUAUAUAAUGAAAAUUUUGCCCAGAUUCUUGAUGAAGAACUUGAGACUCACUGGCUUGAGACCACAGAAUUAUCCAAAAUAAUGGCUGCUAAUAGAUUUAUAUUGUGAUUUGAAGAAAACAAUUUCAGAGAUUAAAUUAUAUAUAAAAAAAUUUAAAAAGUAAUUCAUCAUAAUUUCUAUACACAUUUUACCUGGUUGGAGUCGUUUUUAAAUUAUAAUAUUAUAAUUAUAAUAUUUUUCAUCAUGAAACAAAUCAACAAUCAUGAAUCAAAAAAACAUCACACCAUCCAAAUUUGAGUCACGAUUCACCAGUUGAGAAUCGCUGUUCUAUGGCGUUACUCUGUGUGACAGCGACUUAGCUACAUUAACACCUGCGGUUUCUUUCUGUGGUUGUUCUGUUCCAAUACUGUCACUGUAUCUCUAUGGCGUGACCUGCGUCUGUCCUUGGUCUAUUUAUUCUACGUUAAUAUGAAGGGUCUAUAUACUAGUCUCAUGUGAAUAGGACACAGUACAGUAAUAUGCUGUAAUAUAUUUAAUGUGUUUAGUGGGAUUACUGUACAGAACAUGGUGUCAAGCCCAGUUAUGUCUUUCUUUUUUUUUUUUUUUUAAACAAGACUCAUCCAGACUGUUAAGUUAUGAUCCCAGUGUUAUUAUCGGGAGGCAACUUACUUACCAGUGACAAACCACGGCAGCCAUCUUCUGUGAAGUUUUGGAAUAGUUUGAUAUGCAUGCAGAGAAGAUGGCAGAUGACCGUAAGAAUUUGAAUGAGUAGAACAGACAUUCCCGUUUGGAAGCAACGGUACACGGAAACGGUGUAUAUAACGGUGUAUUCCCGUUUGGAAACGGUACACGGUGUGUGUGUGUGUGCAGAACGAGCGUCAGCUAUAUCAGGUGUCAUUUGGCGUUGUUUCAAUCAAAUUGGAUGAUGAUCACCUGUCCAGUGUUUUGUACACACACUAAUAAUGUAAAACAUCUGUCUUUAAGCCACCGUUCUUAGUAGUUCGGGGGAAAAUAGCUACUAGAACCCUGUAACUAUGUACAAUAUGUUAUUCUAGUUCUCCAUCGUCUUCCUAGUGGAGCCAUUUUUCUGGCUGUUCCUGAACUGGGCAUCAACUCUAGCAGCUCCGCAAAUGUUUAUAGUAGACAGUAUUAUUGUAUGUAGAUACAAUGUAAGUUAUACCCCCACCCCCCCGCCCAAACCCAUAUUAUCGGGAGAUAUGUAGACCUGAUGAGGAAGUGAAUAUGAUCAUAUAUACCUUCUAUAGAGAUCUGUGAGAUCUGCACAUUUGCUGCUCCGGUCAGGGGUUCUCAUGUUGUACAGCAUUUUGGGGGGUCAGUUAUGAAUGUGUGAAUAAAUGUUUUAUAUAAAAACUUGUAAAAAUGUUAUCAGAUGCAUUUUGUUUUUCAAUUAUUUAUUAUUUUUAACUCAUUGCCAUUCAGCUA
Molecule: messenger RNA, 3566 nt
Organism: Oncorhynchus gorbuscha (pink salmon)
Lineage: Eukaryota; Metazoa; Chordata; Actinopteri; Salmoniformes; Salmonidae
Gene: p2ry1
Product: purinergic receptor P2Y1
Exons: 2
Coding region: 23-1117 (364 amino acids)
Biological process (GO): relaxation of muscle; phospholipase C-activating G protein-coupled receptor signaling pathway; platelet activation
Cellular component (GO): plasma membrane
Molecular function (GO): G protein-coupled ATP receptor activity; ATP binding; G protein-coupled ADP receptor activity
Source: RefSeq, a predicted model, not a curated record